UGUGGUGAAAUGAGCUUCUCCAGGACCUGCUUCGGAAUCCUGUCGUUUCUAAUCAGGGGAUGGGCAUCCUGGACCCUGCAGCCCGGUUAGUUCCACCCUAACACCACCCUAUACUGUGUAGUCCCCCUUUUCGGAACUGCGCUGCUGCGAAGCAACACGGACGGAGAUCAGGGAGGUCCGUUGCCGCCGCCGAGGUGAGCCUGCUCCCCGUCCCCUCCUCCUCCUCCUCCUCCUCCUCCUCCUCCGGUCCUCCUCGGAGCACAAUGCGCUGAUCUGCGCUCAGUCUGUGGAAUGAUGAUGUCUGUCGUCUCCACUGUGGAGAGCGUCCCCAGAGGUACGGGCACCCCAGCACCGAGCCUUUACCAGCGGAUCAGGAGGGUCUUAACCAGGGACCUGUUGGUGACCCUGGCCCUGGGUCAGGUCCUGUCCUUGUUAGUCUGUGCUAUCAGUCUGACCAGCAAGUACCUGGCUGAUGACUUCCACGCAAACACGCCGGUGUUCCAGAGCUUUCUCAACUACAUCCUGCUAUUUCUGGUCUACACCACCACACUGGCAGUCAGGCAAGGGGAAGGGAACCUGCUGGCCAUUCUGAAGCAGCGCUGGUGGAAAUACAUGAUUCUGGGUUUGAUAGACAUCGAGGCCAACUAUCUGGUGCUGAAAGCUUACCAGUACACAACACUCUCCAGUGUACAGCUGUUGGACUGUUUCGUCAUCCCAGUGGUUCUGCUGCUGUCCUGGUUCUUUCUUUUGGUGAGGUACAAGGCUGUCCACUUUGUCGGGGCCGGACUGUGCCUGCUGGGGGUCGGCUGCAUGGUGGGAGCUGACUUCCUACUUGGUCGGCAGCAAGGCCUUGGAGAGGAGAAGCUGUUUGGGGACCUUCUUGUUCUGGGUGGAGCAACACUGUACGGGAUCUCCAACGUCUGUGAGGAGUUCAUCGUGAAGAACCUGAGCCGUGUAGAGUUCCUCGGCAUGAUGGGACUCUUCGGAUCCUUCUUCAGUGGCAUCCAGCUGGCCAUCAUGGAACACAAGGAGCUGCUGAAGGUACCCUGGGACUGGCAGAUAGGUCUUCUGUACGUUGGUUUCAGUGCCUUCAUGUUCGGACUGUACAGCUUCAUGCCGGUGGUGAUAAAGAGAACGAGUGCCACCUCAGUCAAUCUCUCCCUGCUCACAGCUGACCUGUACUGCUUCUUCUGUGGCCUCUUCCUCUUUCACUACAAGUUCUCGGGCCUCUAUCUGUUGUCGUUCCUCAUCAUUAUCUUGGGCCUUGUCCUUUACUCCACUUCAUCUACCUACGUGGCCCAGGACCCGCGAGUCUACAAGCAGUUCAGGAACACAGGUGGUCAGCCGGCCACCGACCAGCCUCCGCUCGGUACUGGAGUCCUGGAGCCCUCCGUCACCUACACCAGCCUGGGUCCCGAGGCGGGGGAUGAGCUUCCUGUACGUGUCGCCUAAAAUCUGGCAGGUAGUUUAGUCUGUCAGCUGAGGGAUCAGUGAGUCAGCUGCAGCUGUAUACAGAGAAAUAGUGCUGGCUGUACCCUGUCUGCUGAGCAGGACAGCUGGGUGAUCACCCAAGUAGGUCCAGGU
Molecule: messenger RNA, 1584 nt
Organism: Perca flavescens (yellow perch)
Lineage: Eukaryota; Metazoa; Chordata; Actinopteri; Perciformes; Percidae
Gene: slc35f1
Product: solute carrier family 35 member F1
Exons: 8
Coding region: 292-1452 (386 amino acids)
Biological process (GO): transmembrane transport
Cellular component (GO): membrane
Molecular function (GO): transmembrane transporter activity
Source: RefSeq, a predicted model, not a curated record